Molecule: messenger RNA, 1808 nt
Organism: Lactuca sativa (garden lettuce)
Lineage: Eukaryota; Viridiplantae; Streptophyta; Magnoliopsida; Asterales; Asteraceae
Gene: RUG3
Product: Regulator of chromosome condensation (RCC1) family protein
Cellular component (GO): cytoplasm
Molecular function (GO): guanyl-nucleotide exchange factor activity
Source: RefSeq, a predicted model, not a curated record
UUUUUAAAGAAACCAGUGGUUUAUUGGCUUCACCGCAAGUCUCCAACCGACAUACAGAGUGCAGCCGAUCUGUGCAAAUAAACCCCAAAAGGAAACGUCGGAAAAACCCCAAACGAAACAAGUAAAUGGCGCUCCGCCAACUCCGACGUACACUAACAACCACCACCACCAACAAACUACCAAUAUUGUACAACUCCGCCUCCACCUCCGACGAUGCGGUUACCCUCCAGCUACUCUCAUGGGGGCGAGGCUCUUCAGGCCAACUCGGCAACGGCAAGGAAGAAUCACAACUAUACCCUUCUCCCUUUUCAUCACUCAUUCUCCCUCCUCUCUCUUACCGUAUCUCUUCAUCGACUUCAUGUCACACGAGAAACGACGACCAAUUAGAAAUUGGCAUUGCCUGUGGACUAUUUCAUUCUGCUGUGCUAAUCGACGGGAAAUUGUGGAUUUGGGGAAAAGGCGACGGUGGACGCCUCGGAUUUGGUCAUGAAAACACUGUUUUUCGUCCGACGGUGAAUUCUAACUUGGAAUCGGUUCGGAGUAUUGCUCUCGGUGGGCUUCACUCCGUCGCACUCGAUUCACUUGGUCACGUAUUCUCAUGGGGUUAUGGUGGUUUUGGUGCUCUUGGUCAUUCUGUUUAUACCAGAGAACUCUCUCCAAAAAGAGUACAAGGCACUUGGGAGGGACAAAUUACCCAAAUUGCAACCAGUGGUACACAUACUGCUGCAAUCACUGAAGCAGGUGAGGUAUAUACAUGGGGAAGAGAUGAAGGGGAAGGGAGGCUUGGGCUAGGUCCCACUCGUGGUCAAAAUGAAGUUGGUGGACUUAGCAUACCUUCAAAAGUAAAAUCACUACAAGUUCCCGUUGUUUCUGUUGCUUGUGGUGGUUUUUUUACAACCGUGAUUACAGAUGAUGGCCAGUUGUGGAGUUGGGGAGCAAAUUCAAACAAUGAGCUUGGUAGAGGUAACCGAAUUGGUGGUUGGAAACCUCAACAGAUUCCCGGUCUUGAGGGUGUUCGUGUUGUUCAAAUAGCAAGUGGUGGAUAUCACUCUCUUGCUUUAACCGAUGAUGGUCGAGUGCUUUCUUGGGGGUAUGGUGGACAUGGACAAUUGGGGCAUUUUUCUACACAAAAUCAAACUGUUCCUUUGAUUAUCGAGUCUCUAGCUGCUGAGAAAGUUGUCCAUAUUGCUUGUGGAGGUUCUUCAUCAGCUGCUGUAACUGAUAAAGGGAAGCUGUACAUGUGGGGGAAUGGGAAGGAUGGACAAUUAGGGGUUCCUGGUGUGCCAGAAAUACAAGCUUUUCCAAUUGAAGUGAAAUUUUUAAUGGAGGAUGAUGGUUUGGGGGGUUCCCAUAAUGUUGUUUCUGUAGCCAUUGGUGCAUCACAUGCUCUUUGUUUGGUUUCAAGGUCAACUAAUUCUUCAUGAUUUACUCUCAACUCAAGAAUGGUGUUUGGAUUUUGUAACUGCCUUUUUUGACACCUCACAUGUGCAUGUUAUUUGUUUAUUUAUGGCAGACUUGUUUGAGUUUAGCACUUUAUGGUGCUCUUGAAUCUCAUUUUGUAGUUAGCUCGAUUUUGCAGAGACUGUAACAAAUGAGGUUAAAAAAAACCGUAUAAAUAAACUUCGGUUCAGCCUGGAUCGAGAUUUGAUUCUCUAAAGAACAAGAAUCAAGAAUUAUACCGGAUAUAUUUAGUUGUGGUUGUGUUUCUCACUUGAAUGUUGCUUAACUGUUGAUUUAUAGCUCUUUUAAUGUUCUGUUAUUAUUUUAGUUUAUUAAUUUGAGCAUAAUACAAAGCCACUUGUAUUCUA